AUGAUUGAGAGUCCUCUCAGUCAUUAUACAUCCUCCUCGCUCCCUGACCAUCCUCUCUCUGCUUCUAAUCCGUCCUCAUCAAUACCAACUAUACUCAAUAACACUAUACCUACUACUCCUCCUCCUCCUACAGCUUUGGCUCCAGUCAUUAAUAGCGCUUCUCAACUCACUCCACUCACCAUUGGCCUCUGGAACGCUCGCGGUCUCAGAGAUACCACCAUUGAUGAUGUUCUCCGUUAUUGCCAAUCCUUCUCUGUGCUGUUCAUUACCGAAACAUGGCUGAACCGCCAUCCCAUCCGACUACCCACCAAUUGGCAGCAAUUCCACUUACCUGGCGUCACUGUCGCAGGCGGUGGUCGUGGCUCUCGUGGCAUUACAUGCUUAAUCAACCCUUCCUGUCCCCUUACAGCAUUCCAGACGCCUUUGCCCUCUGCUCUUCAAGAGUUUGCUUUGGGUAUUCAACUUGGUCGUGAACUUCGGCUCAUUUGUCUGUAUAUACCACCUGAGCAAGCGGAUCUCUAUACUGAAAAUGUCUCUUCCAUCCUGAAUGCGAUCCCGUUGGAUCAUGACACAAUCAUCUGUGGCGAUCUGAAUGCCCGCAUGGGUAGCUUUGUUGGUGACUCCUCUACAAAUAACCGUGGUCGUCUACUUCAAGAGUACUGUGCCGAUAAUCAAUUAAACGUUUUGAACUGUCAAUUAGCCCACUCUACACCUACCUUUGAGGACCGUCGUAGUGGGCGGAAUGUAAGUAGCAUUGUCGAUUACUACAUCUCAAAUGUAGAAUCACUUUCCUUUGCCUCUCUGGAUACCUCAUCUCCACCUUCUUCCUCCUCAAUUAGUAUUUACUCUGACUUGUCUUUGGGAUCUGAUCAUAAACUGAUGUCUCUGACGUUUGAUUACCACUCAAACGAACCUGCUCUUGCUAUGCCUGCUACGCCAUCACCAUCACCUCGUCUCCUAUGGAAGCUCUCACGUCUACAAGAAACGGAUGUACGCAAUUUGUAUGCACAACGCUUUACAGCCCUCUCUCAACCGUUGCUACAACAGCUGAUCUCGCUUGUGCGCUCACCACCUGAUACACAACCUCCAAUUGAUGCCCUCAACAGUGAUCUCACCAAUUGCAUAUAUCAGGCACUGGAUGAAUCCGUUACUCGGCAAUCCCAGCGACCCAACUUUUGGAAGAAAUUCUGGACCCUCGAUCUUCAACGGCUCUGUGAUCAUCGUGAAGCUCUCUAUCGUAAAUAUCGUCGUUGUCCCGCUUCAUUGGACAAGGCAUAUUGGUGGAAUCAACAUGUGGAAGCACAUCAAAAGUUCAAACAAGCCCUUCGUAGAGCUAAACAGGUUUCGUGGCACGCAUUCUGUGAAUCUUUAUUCAAGCAAGACUUUUCAAAGGCCAUGUCAAAAAUCAAGUUGAUCAAAUCCAGACGACAAAGACAAUCAGGGUAUCUACAUGUGGACGGUGCUCAAGCUGGUGCUAAUGCUAUGCGUGAUCACCUUGCUACCAUUUAUGCUGGAUCCAAUCUCCCAACAAAUCGACCUCCAUGCCCUUUUGCUACACAUGGUAGACAUCUGCCAUAUGGUGUUCCUCCUCCUCAGUCAGCCUCCCAUCUUGGUGGUACUCGUCUGGCAAAUGGUGACAUCAGUACAUUGAAUCCGCAUGCUUCUCCUUUCAUCCCAUCAUACCUCUCACAUAGAACUCUACCACAUGAUGACUCUGACCCAACACGUCGUGUUGUCUCAGCAUCGGUCCACAACGAAGCUUUUGACGAGAUUAUUAGUAUUGACCAUAUCAUUCAGCAGAUCAAGUCGUUGCCAUACCGUAAAGCACCUGGCCGUGAUUCAAUUCGUGGUGAAAUGCUGAAACCCAUUCAGAAACCACUUGCCACUGUUCUGUCAUACCUCUUUGCUCUGACCUAUCAAUGGUCUUACACACCAGCGGAUUGGCGUCAUGGUAAUGUUUGUAGCAUCUACAAGAAGGGACCUGUCACGGAGGCAUCAAGCUUUCGGCCCAUCUCAUUGACUAGUACACUGAGAAAACUCUUUGAAAUGUGCCUUGCUCCCCUUGUCCUCACCAUUUCACCACCAUUAGAUGUAGCCCAGAAUGGUUUCCGAUCCGCAAGAAGUGCACUUGAUAGUGCUCUUAGUCUCCAAGACUUAAUGAAAGACUACCAGAACCAACACUACCACUGGCCAACUGUGUGCUUCCUUGAUAUCAAGAGUGCCUAUGAUGUUGUUGAUCGCCGUGUGAUCUGGAAUUCGCUGCUCUCUGCCAAUGCUCCAAUGCCACUUGUCUCAUUGCUCUCCAAUUUGUUUGACGAUGUUUCCAUUUCAGUGCUGAAUCAGCAAUGCGUGUCCCAAGAACUCUCACUGCAUACUGGAUUGCUUCAAGGCUCCACCCUUAGUCCCCACUUAUUCAGUAUCUUUAUCAACUCACUGCCAGCUUUGUUGCGUCAAGCUGCAUCGUCCUCCACCACUCGUGUCAUGUCAACAUCACCAUCAUGUGCUCCCUCUCCUCUUUGGUCCGUCAUAACACCCACUCAUGCUACUAAUAUUGCUAUUAAUGCUUUAUUAUAUGCUGAUGAUGUUGCUAUUCUAGGUUCUGCUCGUGAAGUAAAACAGAUGCUGACACUAGCUGAAUCACAUUCCCUUGCACUUGGGUAUCGCUGGGCUCCUGCCAAAUGUGCUAUCAUCAAUCCACCGUCCUCCACCUCAUCUACCUUUGUUGACCUGACCUUGUAUGGAGAAUCUCUUCCUGUUGUCGAUGAAUUUGUGUAUCUCGGUAUUCCAUUUGACCGCAAGGGCAUCUGCACAGCAUCUAUUGUCAAGAAAUGUCAGCGUGGUACCAUGGCUUCGAUGGCUCAGCUUAACUCCAUUGGAUGCAAUCGUUCUGGCUUCCCUCUGCUCUUCUCCACCAAAUUGUAUGCUUCAUUCAUCAGACCCAAACUGGAAUAUGGUAUUGGCAUUGCCAAUAUGCGUGUUGCUGAUUUCAAGGCUCUUGAAAAGGUCCAAGAUACGUGCCUCCGCAUGAUAUUUGGUGGCCAUCGUGCUGCUUCCACCAUGGUGUUUCGACACAUGACAAAUCUGCCUCUGAUGCGACAACGUGCUGCUAUACUGGUGACUCAAUUCUGCUUGCGCUCACAAUUCCUCCCAGAAGAUGGCCUGCUGAUACUGCUCUCUGAUUCUCUACCUGGUUCAUCUUUGAAAAGAUUAAAAAAGCAACACAUGGCUGCCCGCGCGCUUGAUGAAGUACCUUUUGCAAAUCAACGUCACAUGAAACAAUGGUUCCUUGCUGAACGCCAACAUUGGCACGCUGAGUUCCUGACAAAAACAGACAUGGUGCUGAUCCGUGCUUGCCGACCCACUAUUGGCAUUGAUCCUGUUAUGUAUGUACCUGCCAGUCGUCCUUGUCGUAGUCGUCUUAUUCGUUAUAGAAUGGGAUGGCUUCCGGGUAAGCCACGACCUUGUGCAUGCAAUGAAGAUCAUACAUCCCGUCGCCAUCUACAUGAAUGCCCCACUUUGCCACCUACUUUGCUUCUGUCUCUUCCUGUUCCGCCUGCUGACUUCACCGGCACCAUCAUUGACCAUGCUUUGAACUUGAUUCCAUCCUCCUCAUCUCCUUCCAACUGUCCACCCUGGUGGUCUGAUCUCUGUACCUUGCUGUGA
Mucor velutinosus is the source of this 3663-nucleotide messenger RNA. RefSeq lists its product as uncharacterized. The record is from RefSeq and is a predicted model, not a curated record. The transcript has a single exon. Bases 1 to 3663 code for a protein of 1220 amino acids. Lineage: Eukaryota; Fungi; Mucoromycota; Mucoromycetes; Mucorales; Mucoraceae. Gene Ontology annotation, molecular function: catalytic activity.